Messenger RNA from Chlorocebus sabaeus (green monkey), 1448 nucleotides. The record is from RefSeq and is a predicted model, not a curated record. NCBI's taxonomy places the organism in Eukaryota, Metazoa, Chordata, Mammalia, Primates, Cercopithecidae.
GUUAAAGGGUUGUGUGCUUGUGGCUUAGUUUUUUUUUCUUUUUUCUUCUCAGUUUUAUCUUUAGCUUUGUUUGGUUUUGCAAGAAUGAAAGGGGAAGGGCCUCCUAACCAACCCCACAGAUCAGUUCCGGCCAGCCUUGAGGCUCACAGGGUUUAUGGUCACUGACUUCAUUGAGCCAGGGAGCACGGAAGUGCCGCCACUGUGCAACUUGGGUUUUCUUUAUCCUGCAGUUUUUACCUCAGCAGAACUGCACACCAGAGACUCCCUCCAGCUCUUCGUGUGUGGCUCUCUCAAGAGCAAGCUGUGGGUCUGUGAGUGUUUAUGUGUGCUUUUCUUCACUUCACACUUAUUGAAAAGUGUGUAUGUGAGAGGGUGGGGUGUGUGUGUCAAAGAGAGUGAAGAAGAGAAGGAGACAGAUCAGUUGAUUCUGCGGCCUCGGCUCCAGCAUCCCUCAGUUGGGAGCUUCUGUAGCCAGGUGAUCACUUGGAGUGCAUAGCUCAGAGAUGCAGUCCCCCUGGAAAAUCCUUACGGUGGCACCUCUAUUCUUGCUCCUGUCUCUUCAGUCCUCGGCCUCUCCAGCCUACGAUGACCUGUCCAGGCCCAGCUACUCGAAUGGGCACACCUGUGUAGGGUGUGUGCUGGUGGUGUCUGUGAUUGAACAGCUCGCUCAAGUUCACAACUCGACAGUCCAGGCCUCGAUGGAGAGACUUUGCAGCUACCUGCCUGAAAAACUGUUCUUGAAAACCACCUGCUAUUUAGUCAUUGACAAGUUUGGAUCAGACAUCAUAAAACUGCUUAGCGCAGAUAUGAAUGCGGAUGUGGUAUGUCACACUCUGGAGUUUUGUAAACAGAACACUGGCCAACCAUUGUGUCAUCUCUACCCUCUUCCCAAGGAGACAUGGAAAUUUACACUAGAGAAGGCAAGACGAAUUGUCAAGAAGUCCCCAAUUCUGAAAUAUUCUAGAAGUGGUUCUGACAUUUGUUCACUCCCGGUUUUGGCCAAGAUCUGCCAGAAAAUUAAAUUAGCUAUAGAACAGUCUGUGCCAUUCAAAGACGUAGAUUCAGACAAAUACAGCGUUUUCCCGACCCUGCGGGGCUAUCACUGGCGGGGGAGAGACUGUAAUGACAGCGAUGAAUCGGUGUACCCAGGUAGAAGGCCAGACAACUGGGAUGUCCAUCAGGAUUCAAACUGUAAUGGCAUUUGGGGUAUUGAUCCAAAAGAUGGCAUUCCAUAUGAGAAGAAAUUCUGUGAAGGUUCACAGCCCAGGGGAAUCAUUUUGCUGGGAGACUCAGCUGGGGCUCAUUUUCACAUCUCUCCUGAAUGGAUCACAGCGUCGCAGAUGUCUUUGAACUCUUUCAUCAAUCUACCAACAGCCCUUACCGAUGAGCUCGACUGGCCCCAACUCUCUGGUGUUACAGGAUUUCUGGACUCCACUGUUGGGUAAGGA